CAGUAAACCUUACUUACUGUAGGAAACCAUUUAGUGUAAAAUAAACACAUGCUAAAAUCUAAAAAAGACAACCUCAACGGUCAAACGAUGGCGCCCAAGAAGAAGGCCUCCCGCCAGAAGAAGCCCGCCGUGGAAGCCAUCCCUCAGGUUGCCGUGGAGACCGCCCCAGCCCAGCUGAAGGUGGAGCACCGCGGUGACGGUGUGGUGGUGGUGGAGAGCGGAGUGAAGAAGAUCGAGCAGAUGGCGGCGCUGGACAUCGCUCAGCUGAACAGCCUCAAUCUGCCGCUGCCGCCGCCGGUCAUCAGGCCCGGAGAGCGAGGCCUCGGCCUGGGCAGCGAGCUGACACGACCCCUGCAUGGCAACGCCCUGCUGGAGGAGCUCAGCAAGAUGCGGCAGGAGAAGUUCCUGACUGACCUGGAGUUGGCCUGUAAGACGAAAGCCUUUGACGUCCACAAGCUGGUCAUCUCCUCCAUCAGUCAGUACUUCAGAGAGAUUCUGGCCAAAGACCCGGGCAUGAAGCGCCUGGAGCUCCCCUCCCUCUCACCUCUAGGCCUGGCUAAUGUCAUUACCUUCGCCUACCUGGGUCGCGUCCACAUGUCCCUGUACACCAUCGGCUGCACCGCCUCGGCUGCCGCCACCCUGCAGAUCCCUCAGCUCCUCAAGAUGUGCACGGACUUCCUGCUGGCCGAGCUCAACGUGCAGACCUGCGUCUACAUCUGGAACAUCGCCGCCGCCUACGGCCUGGCGUCGGUGUGCGCCGCCGCCCGCCGCUUCGUCCUGGAGAACUUCGUGCAGUUCGCGGACACGCCGCUCUUCACCCAGCUGACCCUGGAGCAGAUCUCCGCCUUCCUGCAGGACGACUCGCUGCUAUUGCCUUCAGAGGUCACUGCCUUCCAGUUGGUCAUGAGGUGGCUCGACUUCGACGCCUCUCGUCAGGCUCACGCCGCCGAGCUGCUGUCCCACAUCCGCUUUGAGACGAUCCCCGCCAGCGAGCUGGUGAGCCAGAUCCAGCCGGUGCCCCGCAUGAUGAUGGACCCGCACUGUCACCGCCUGCUGGUGGACGCCAUGAACUACCACCUGCUGCCCUUCCAGCAGAACACCCUGCAGUCCCGACGCACGCAGGUCCGAGCCGGUCAGCAGACUCUGCUCACCGUCGGUGGUCGGCCGUCGCUGACUGAGAGAGCUCUCAGCCGCGAGGUGCUGUGGAGGGACCCCCGCGAAGGAGCAGCCACCUGGCGUCAUCUCACCCAGCUGCCGGCGAAGAGCUUCAACCAGUGCGUGGCUGUGAUGGACGGCUUCCUGUACGUGGCCGGAGGGGAGGACCAGAACGACGCCCGCAACCAGGCCAAGCACGCCGUCAGCACUCUCAGCAGAUAUGACCCUCGCUUCAACACCUGGCUCCACCUGGCCAGCAUGAGACAGCGCCGCACCCACUUCUCUCUGGCAGCCAGCGGUGGCCGCCUGUUCGCCAUCGGCGGCCGCAACGUGGAGGGUCUGCUGGCCACCACCGAGAGCUACCUGCCGUCCUCCAACGCCUGGCAGAUGCGCGCUCACAUGGAGGUGCCCCGCUGCUGCCACUCCAGCGCCACUCUGCUCUCUGGAGACAUCCUGGUGACCGGCGGCUACAUCAACUGCGCCUACUCCCGCUCCGUGGCGUGCUACAACGUGGACACCGACGCCUGGAGCGAGAAGGCCCCCAUGGAGACACCACGCGGCUGGCACUGCUCCGCCGCCCUCGGAGGGAAGGUGUACGUGGUCGGAGGGAGCCAGCUGGGGCCCGGCGGUGAGCGGGUGGAUGUGCUCUCCGUAGAGGUCUUCUCCCCGGAGAGCAGCAGCUGGAGCCGGGCCGCCCCUCUCCUCCUCGGUGUGAGCACCGCCGGCCUCUCCCCGCUGGCCGACAAGCUGUACCUGCUGGGCGGCUGGAACGAGGCGGAGAAGCGCUACAAGGCGGCCGUCCAGAAGUACGACCCGGCCACAGACAGCUGGUCCUUGGCGGAGGAUCUGCCCGAGCCCACGGUGGGAGUGUCCUGCUGCACCUUGACCCUGCCGCCCCGCCACGCGCCGCGCCGACAGCAGCACCGCAACACCCCGGCCCAUGAAGAGCAGCUGCAGUCCGGGAAGAACCGGAGCAGAGAGAGCAGCAUGGCUCCUUCCCAAACCAUUACGGCAUAGAGAGACAGGAUGCACGGGAGAGAGUAGAGGAGAGGAAGGCUGGUUCAACCUCUGGAGAACAUCUGGAUAAUGUUUGCUCUAUAUUGGGUUAUAUCUUGUGUCUGGAAAGGUGAAUACUUAAAAAUAAAUUUAAAUGUAUUUUCAUCUUUAAAUAACACAAAGAAUUUAGGAAAGAAUAGAAUUUUAAAAAACGACAACAAAAAAAGACAACCCUAAACAAAUUUAGAAAACAAUGCAACCUAGAAGAUAAAUAUUUUUUGUAGCAUUAUUUAACUAAAUUAUAUAAAAUUUAAAUACAUAUUUAAUAUACAUAUACAGUAUAUACAUAUAUAAUAAAAUAAAUACAUUUUAUAUUUAUAUAAAUUGAACUAUAAAAGUACUGAUAACAAUGAUUACUGAGAAUUUGAUUGGACAAAAUUCAGCCCUUUUUUUUUUAUAGAUUUACACCAUUUAGAUUUAGUGUUGGUCCUCAGUCUUUCCCAAAGGGAUUUGGGAGUUUCAAAAUCAUAUUAACUUGACAUCUGACCUCCAUUAUUAUAAUUUCCAAGAGAAAGCUGCAAAUCUAAAAUACAACCAGAUACAGAUCUAUGAAAUGUCCAUGUGCUGGUUUUGUAUGAAAGAAAGAAAAGAGAGCUUGUGUGAUCCAAAGUGGUCUCAGGAGAUUUUACAUUGAUGGAAACAGAGAAGAAAAACAUGGAUAAGGGAUGAAUUGUUUAGUUGAGCAGGUGGAGGUAGAGAAGUGAUGGAUGGAGGAGGAGGAUGAAUGAUGAAGACGGGAACAGUGGCAUGCGUUUGAGUGUGUUGAACAAACUAUUAAAAGUUUGUGUACAAAGAUGUAUCUUAGCAGUGUUUGUAGCGUUCAACUGUGAAAACAAGUGCGAGAGUGUGUGUGUGUGUGUGUGUGUGAGAGAGAGACAGAAUGACAGGAGUGUGUGUCCGUGACAGGAAUAUAAGCCAAUUCUGACAAAAAUUGCAAUAAUUAGGAUUUCUCACCAGCAAACUUUAGCAGGUUAGAAAUAAACAAACCUCAUUUAUUUGAUGGUUAUCUGUCAGAAGUAGAGUAGCGCAACUGUAACAAAAUGUAUUUAAAAAACAUAGAUGUAGUACUUAAAUAUAUGAAUAUUUUAUAAGUGCAAUGCGAGAGGGAUUACGGUGUGAACUCUACAACACAGGAGAGAUUUUAAAGGAAGUAAAAAUGUGCAAAAAUGUAUACUAAAGCGGGAAAAUCGAGAAUAUUUAUAACAUAUCUAAAAAAAAAAAAAAAUGUAGAAAAAAAUCCAAUAAUUUCAAACAAAGCCUCACCCCUGUGUUUGUUUCAAAACAUUUGAAGAUCUCUGACUGAACUAAUUUUUACUGAAACUAAGAAACUACCAACUGAAGAACCAGUGAGACGCCAGCAGGUGGAAAGACAAACUGCAAAGAGUGGCAGCUGCAUAUCGAGUUAUUGAUUAUUAUUUUUAACAUGAGAUACAAUGAGGUCAAUCUGGCUCAUCCGAUUGGAUGAAUCCCUCUAUUUGAUACUGGACGAGCUCUGAGCUGGUGGUUUCACCGAAUAAAGCCAAAGUGAUCAAAACA
Molecule: messenger RNA, 3747 nt
Organism: Anarrhichthys ocellatus (wolf-eel)
Lineage: Eukaryota; Metazoa; Chordata; Actinopteri; Perciformes; Anarhichadidae
Gene: klhl43
Product: kelch-like family member 43
Exons: 6
Coding region: 49-2172 (707 amino acids)
Cellular component (GO): nucleus
Molecular function (GO): protein binding
Source: RefSeq, a predicted model, not a curated record